Trichomycterus rosablanca is the source of this 1938-nucleotide messenger RNA. It is a transcript of the gene actr5, whose product is annotated as actin related protein 5. Gene Ontology annotation, biological process: regulation of DNA-templated transcription. The coding region runs from base 1 to 1797 and encodes 598 amino acids. Lineage: Eukaryota; Metazoa; Chordata; Actinopteri; Siluriformes; Trichomycteridae. Gene Ontology annotation, cellular component: cytoplasm; Ino80 complex. The record is from RefSeq and is a predicted model, not a curated record. The transcript is spliced from 9 exons.
AUGAGCGCUGGUAAGAUAUUUACGUUCCAGGACGCCAGGUGUUCCCCCGACCCGGUGUUCCAGGUCACGCCGGAAUGUCUGCACCCGUCUCCCGUCCCCAUCGUGGUGGAUAACGGAUCGUUCCAGACCCGGGCCGGCUGGGCCUGUGCGGGGGAAGAGUUCGGCUCUCCGCGGCUGGAGUUUAAACCGGUAGCGGCGCGGAGGAGCAGAGGAGCGGCGCGGAGUGACACUCAGGUCGGGAACGACAUUCCCAGUCUGGAGCCGCUCCGGUGGCUCCUCAAGAGCCAAUUCGACCGAAAUGUGGUCGUUAACUUCGAGAUCCAGGAGCUCAUGCUGGAUUAUAUCUUCCUCCACCUCGGUAUCGGAUCAGAGGGUCACGUGGAACACCCGCUGGUCCUCACCGAGGCGCCGUGCAACCCGCUGCACUGCCGGCAGAUGAUGUCCGAGCUGCUGUUCGAGUGCUACGGCGUGCCGCGCGUGGCGUACGGCAUGGACGGACUGUUCAGCUUCUACUACGACGGCGUACGGCGCGGCCACGGGGCGCCGCACACCGGCCUGGUAGUUUCAUCGGGGUAUCACUGCUCUCACGUGCUGCCCUUCAUCAACGGCAGACUGGAUGCUGCUAACUGCAAGCGCCUGAACGUCGGCGGGAGUCACGCAGCAGCGUACAUGCAGAGACUUCUUCAGCUGAAAUACCCGGCACACCAGGCCGCCAUCACACCCACCCGCAUGGAGGAGCUGCUGCACCAUCACUGCUACGUUGCUGUGGAUUACCAGCACGAGCUGGAGAGGUGGCGGAGCGCCGAAUUUUACGAGGCCGAGGUCCACCGCAUGCAGCUGCCGUUCUCCGAGAAGGGGGCGGGCGUGUACGCGGGCGUGGACGAGAGGCAGGAGAGACGAGCGCAGCAGCAGCGCAGGCACAGAGAGGAGAGACUGCAGCAGGAUCAGGAGAGACUCGACACGCUGGUCUCUGUACAGGAGCUGCUGGAAGAGGGCGCUGUGGAGCAGUUUCACCGGCGCCUCAUGGAGCUGAACAUGGACUCCGCCGAAGAACUGCAGUCCUACAUCCACAAACUCACUUUAAGUGUGGAACAUCAACGACUGGCCAGAGCCGAGAUGACCGAGGUGGAACAGCAGGUAGAUGAAGGUGAUCUAGCGCCUGAUUUAGAUGAGGAGAGCGCACGGGCCGAGAAAGCUCUUAAUAUCCAGCCGGUGUUUAACAUGGCCGAGUACCACCAGCUGUUCGUAGGAACCGAGAGACUCCGGGCCCCUGAGGUUCUCUUUCGGCCGUAUCUGAUUGGCGAGGAGCAGAUGGGCCUCGCUGAGAUGCUGCAGUUUGUGUUGGAACAGUAUCCUCCAGAGACGCAGGCAGCUCUGUGUGAAAACGUCUUCCUAACCGGAGGAAACCUGCUCCAUGGUGGAGUUAAAGAGAGACUGGAGAGAGAACUGUGCACCGUCAGGCCCUUUCAGUCACAUUUUAAGGUCUCUCUGGCAUCUCGGCCGGCCCUGGACGCCUGGUCCGGAGCGCGGGAGUGGGCUCUGAGGAACACGGCCGGGUCUCAGGGCUGGAUCAGCCGCCUGGACUACGAGGAGAAAGGAGGCGAGUAUUUGAGCGAGCACUGCGCCUCCAACACCUUCAUCCCCAUGAGGAUCAGCAGACCAACGUCACGGGCCAAUGAAGUGUCAUCAGGCUCAGAGGUCACGCAGAGCAUCGGCGCAGUGACAAGUUCCGACAGUCACGGUGCUCAGGACUCGAUCAGUGGAACCUCGGAGACUGUGGGGUCACAACAGAACUGAUGACCACUGACUUACAUAUAAAAGUCUGGACGUUUUACUGCCCACUGUUCUUAAAUGAAUGAAAUGAUGUUUAGCUAAAUGUGUAACGGAGGACUGAAAAUGAUGUUUUGGUUUUAAUAAAACCAUUUUUUAAUAAACCGA